CAGAGCUCUUGCCACUCAACCCCAGUUCCUCAUUACUAUUCCUGUGCUUAGAGUGGUCAUUGUAGACCUCACAACCUGCAUCCUGAAGAGAGAAUGUUCCAGAUGAAAGAUGUGAUCCUGAGAGCCCUUGCCCUGGCUUCCCUGCUGAGUCUUCAGAGAGCUGGAGCUAUCAAGGCGGAUCAUGUGUCAACUUAUGCAGAGUUUGUACAGACACGUAGUCCAUCAGGGGAGUAUAUGUUUGAGUUUGAUGAGGAUGAGAUGUUCUACGUGGACCUGGACAAGAAGGAGACUGUCUGGCAUCUGCCAGAGUUUGGCCGAGCCUUUUCCUUUGAUGCUCAAGGCGGGUUGGCCGACAUUGCUAUAAUGAAGAGCAGCUUGAAGAUCUUGACUGAACGUUCCAACCACACCCAAGCCACCAGUGAUGCCCCUGAGGUGACCGUGUUUCCUAAGGAGCCUGUGGAGCUGGGCCAGCCCAACACCCUCAUCUGCCAUGUCGACAGGUUCUUCCCUCCAGUGCUUAAUGUCACGUGGCUACGCAAUGGGCAGACGAUCACUGAGGGUGUUGGUGAGAGCCUCUUCCUGCCCAGAACAGAUUAUAAAUUCUACAAGUUCCACAAGUUCCACUACCUGACCUUCGUGCCCUCGGCAGAGGACGUCUAUGACUGCAAGGUGGAGCACUGGGGCCUGGAGGAGCCUCUCCUCAAGCACUGGGAGGCCCAGGAGCCAAUCCAGGUGCCUGAGACGACGGAGAAUGUGGUCUGUGCUCUAGGCCUGGUGGUGGGCCUGGUGAGCAUCAUUGCUGGCACUGUGCUCAUCAUAAAGGCUCUGCGUUCCAGUAGUGACCCUCGGGACCGGGGGCCUCUGUGACAAUAUUUAUGUAAAAGAAGAGGACCUAAGAGACAUCUGAAUUCCAGUGCCCUACAAACUCCAAUCUCAGCUUCCUUUCUCACUUGUUGUGCUCUCCACCCCAAUGACUGACUUACUUGCUGAACCCUUAAGUCCUGUCCUCUUUUAUGACCUUAAAGCUGCCAGCCCCAGCAAAGUUCCUGACACAUAGAUGGUAAUUAAUAAACAUUGACAUUUUUGCAGCACUAGUGUAGAGAUAAUUUCCUUGCUGGGCUUUCCAUCCCCUUUGAAAAACCCCUCCCUGACCUCUUCUUGAGAAUUCCCUGAGACCAAUAAAGUCUUCAAUAUUUUA
Loxodonta africana (African savanna elephant) is the source of this 1198-nucleotide messenger RNA. Its product is annotated as HLA class II histocompatibility antigen, DP alpha 1 chain. Gene Ontology annotation, cellular component: membrane; MHC class II protein complex. The record is from RefSeq and is a predicted model, not a curated record. The transcript has 5 exons. The coding region runs from base 94 to 867 and encodes 257 amino acids. NCBI's taxonomy places the organism in Eukaryota, Metazoa, Chordata, Mammalia, Proboscidea, Elephantidae. Gene Ontology annotation, biological process: antigen processing and presentation; immune response.